UCUCCGGGCUUGGGCUUGGCAGUACCACUCUGAUUUCAAAACACGGAAUCAAAGUAGUAGCUGGGAGUGAAGAAGCAGAGCACCAAUGGCGGAAGGCUUGCCUGCGCUCGGUUGGGCUGCGAGGGACGUCUCCGGUCACCUCUCUCCCUACAGCUUCUCAAGAAGCGUUCCCAAGGACGACGAUGUGACGAUCAAGGUGCUCUUCUGCGGGAUCUGCCACACCGACCUCCAUAUCAUCAAGAACGACUGGGGCAACGCCCUCUACCCCAUCGUCCCAGGGCAUGAGAUCGUGGGCGUCGUCACCAGCGUCGGCAGCGGCGUCAGCAACUUCAAGGCCGGCGACACGGUGGGCGUGGGCUACUUUCUCGACUCCUGCCGCACCUGCUACAGCUGCAGCAAGGGGUACGAGAACUUCUGCCCCACCCUGACGCUCACCUCCAACGGCGUCGACGGCGGCGGCGCCACCACCCAGGGCGGAUUCUCCGACGUCCUCGUCGUCAACAAGGACUACGUCAUCCGCGUCCCGGACGGCCUCCCCCUCGCCGGCGCGGCACCUCUCCUCUGCGCCGGCGUCACCGUGUACAGCCCCAUGGUGGAGUACGGCCUCAACGCCCCCGGGAAGCACCUCGGCGUCGUCGGCCUCGGCGGGCUCGGCCACGUCGCCGUCAAGUUCGGCAAGGCCUUCGGGAUGACCGUCACCGUCAUCAGCUCCUCCGACAGGAAGCGCGACGAGGCGCUCGGCCACCUCGGCGCCGACGCCUUCCUCGUCAGCAGUGACCCCGACCAGAUGAAGGCGGCGGCGGGCACCAUGGACGGCAUCAUCGACACGGUGUCCGCGGGCCACCCGAUCGUGCCGCUGCUGGACCUGCUCAAGCCCAUGGGGCAGAUGGUGGUGGUGGGCGCGCCCAGCAAGCCGCUCGAGCUCCCGGCCUUCGCCAUCAUCGGCGGCGGCAAGCGCCUGGCCGGCAGCGGCACGGGAAGCGUCGCACACUGCCAGGCCAUGCUCGACUUCGCCGGGAAGCACGGCAUCACCGCCGACGUCGAGGUCGUCAAGAUGGACUACGUCAACACCGCCAUCGAGCGGCUAGAGAAGAACGACGUCAGGUAUCGCUUCGUCAUCGACGUCGCCGGCAGCCACCUGCAGGGCGGCGCCGCUUAACUUGUGCUACAGAAUGUGGACGCGCGCUCGUUUGGUCGAGUAAAAGGUUCGUCGGCUCACAGCCACAUGAACAAGUCAAUGAGUCGUUGGUGUGUUGUGUAUCUUCAAAAUCGUGAUUCCGUUUUGCGAGAUGUAUUGGUAUUUUUGAAAGUCAAUUUAGUAUCUAUGAUCAAGCUUUUAUAUAAAA
Molecule: messenger RNA, 1346 nt
Organism: Lolium perenne
Lineage: Eukaryota; Viridiplantae; Streptophyta; Magnoliopsida; Poales; Poaceae
Product: probable cinnamyl alcohol dehydrogenase 8D
Molecular function (GO): zinc ion binding; oxidoreductase activity, acting on the CH-OH group of donors, NAD or NADP as acceptor
Source: RefSeq, a predicted model, not a curated record